Messenger RNA from Leptosia nina, 2412 nucleotides. Lineage: Eukaryota; Metazoa; Arthropoda; Insecta; Lepidoptera; Pieridae. The record is from the annotation of a GenBank genome assembly.
AUGCUUCGAAGGUGUAUUCGAAGUGGUGUUAUAGAUGAGGACAGUGCUCCUAUAGUUCGCGCAAAAUCCUGUCUUGCUGCAAGCCGACAGGAAACUGUAGCCAGGAAAGCCGCUAGAGAUCUCUUUGCUAGUCUAUCAAAUGGUGAACAGUACAUAACAACGGCGCAAUUAGAGAGACGUAUCCGUGAGAUUUGUACAACUACCCUCAAAAAGGAUGAAGAAGAUGAAGCCUUGAAUGAAUCUCGAGAGGAUGCACCUGCGCUGGACGAUGGUCAAGCCUUAGAGUCAUUGCAGCAUGGUGAUCAUGUGGGAAAUGGGACGAUACGGACGGCGGAAAUUGUUGAAGAAGAUGUCCCAGAAAGGUGUCAAAAUGAAGAAAUACGAAAUUUGACAGUUGACAAUCUAGUCUCUGCCGCCGUCGACUACUGUCAGGGCGAGUUACCCCUCGUCAGCCGCGAUCUCACCCUAACUGACCCCAGUAUUAAAGCUUUGGACCACAUUCCCAUUCUCCAACAAGCCUUCCUACACCCAAUAGUCUUCAUACAAGUGUUAUACCUGAAACUCCUCUAUUACUUCGGCUUGUUCUCCUUCAGAUUAUCAAAUUUGGAGCUAUCCUUCCUUUUAAUAGGAUAUCUCUCCGUCAGUACAGACAGCCUAUACCACUUGGUACCGUUAAUUAUUUAUUAUAUUAGUAUUAUCGCAAUGGUUAUUUGCACUUUCAAAAUGUUGCUGGCUAAACGGCAGUUUAUCGAUUUUCGAAAAUGGUCCGGUCUCUUCCUAAGGUAUAGCGAUGGUAACUUGCAACCGGAUGAGUCCGAGAAUUUGUUUGUCAGAAAUAACUUGAGGCCGUUCUUACAGUUCUUUUUAGCCCUGUUCGUUAAUUUGUUCCUCUAUCCGUUUAUAGCAACGCAAUGGGUGCCGUUCUCUGAAUUUUGCGUUCUUUCCUUCUGCCUCAUGUUUUUGACGCUUUUCUCGUUUGGCACUAAUGGCCAACAAUAUCCUGAUAUUUUAGCGUUAAUAUCCUUUGGAAUCAAUGUUCUGGCUAAAUAUCCGUAUGAGAAGGAUACAGUGGUGCAUCAAGGUUGGCGGUUUCUCGAUUUCCACAUAUCGAACUAUCCGUCUUAUAUCUUGGGCAAUAGCAUUGAGUUUUGCCUGAACGCGCGGAUGUUUUUUUCCUUGCUGAUUCCAAUUAUUUUAGUGGUUAUGGCAAGGAGAAGUAAUUGGCAAGGAUUGUUUAAGUACACCCUACCACAUUGCGUUACGUUGAGUUGGCUACAAAUGUUUAUAACUUGUUCCCACGGGUGUACUACUUAUGGGUUAAUACGUGGAACUUUGGCUCUUGUGUGCUCGUUCCUGUUCCUCCCCCUUAUUGGAGUUGUCACGGUUACUUUGCCCAUAUUUGCGUUCCUACAAUAUAUAACGUUGCCUAGGCUGGUUUACACUGCGACCGUGUUGGUGGGACUAACAAUUACGUUGGGAGUGACAUGCCUUUUAGCUAAAACUGAAGCUACUAAGAAAUUCGUCACACCGUUUCAGCUUACAGUGGGCUUGGUUACACUUAUAUACUUCAGUAACCAACUCCUGGUUGGGAUUCAAGAUGAUGGCGUACCCUCAGGCUUGUUAGAACUAAUAAGUGAAGACAAAACAAGCCUGAAAAACCUCUUGAAGAGUGAAUUUAUGACGGAAUACGAGGAGAACACCCAUUUUGUAAAUUGGGAAGAUUAUUAUAACCAGUGUCAUGCGCCAUCUUGGAUAGACAACAACAUGGCGUCCACUCAAAUAAAAUGUUCGAUUCUCGAUGGUUCUAAAAUUAACUGGGAGGGUUACAUUAAAGAGGUUCGCGUUAGAAAUGUUAAAAAUAAGUGGAAUGAUUUCGCCUCCUGGCUGCCGAGUUUUAUGAGAGAAUAUUUCAAAUGUUAUUAUGGUGAAGAAUUUUCGACCUUAUGCAGUCGGGGUGACAGUUUAGAUUUGGGUGGAUGCGAGUUUGUGCGGACUGUAGCAAGACAGAGUGGUAAAAGCUGUCACUUGAGCAACAUGAAUGAAUACACCUACGAGGUCUCUGUCGACAUGGAGACUAGCGGCGGUCUGCUAAAGCGUCACGCGGAAAUAAAACUAAUAUUCGAUCAUUUCUUUACAAAUUACACGAAACUGCUGCGACAGAACGACAAAAUUCGUUUCAAAGGAAUACUUUUGAACGAACCGGAGUCUUACAAUAUCGGUUCGCGUUAUUUGGACAUAAAGGGAUACGAAAUUAUCUGUCUCGAGUGCAAAACAGCGAGGGGCUCGAUUCGGACCCAAGAACCAUCUCUAUCAAAAUUGUGCGACUUGUUUCGAACGAUCGCAAACGAUUGUGCCGUAUCAACCAAAAACAUCUUGAAUUUCCUAUUGAACCCAAUUAUUGUUUUCAAAUGA